This is a messenger RNA of Lynx canadensis (Canada lynx), 330 nucleotides long. Its product is annotated as keratin-associated protein 21-1-like. The transcript has a single exon. The coding region runs from base 1 to 330 and encodes 109 amino acids. NCBI's taxonomy places the organism in Eukaryota, Metazoa, Chordata, Mammalia, Carnivora, Felidae. The record is from RefSeq and is a predicted model, not a curated record.
AUGUGUUGCAACUACGGCAACUCCUGUGGCUAUGGCUGUGGCUAUGGCUACGGCUGUGGCUAUGGGCCCUAUUAUGGCUGUAGUUAUGGACCUGGCUAUGGCUGUGGAUAUGGCUGUGGAUACGGCUCCUGUUGUGGCUAUGGCACCAGAUAUGGCUGUGGAUGUGGUCCCCAUUAUGGCUGUGGUUAUGGCCUCCGUUAUGGCUGUGGCUAUGGCUCAGGAUACGGCUGUGGAUAUGGUUCCUGCUGUGGCUCUGGCUGUGGAUAUGGCUCCAACUUCUGUGGCUACCGGCCACUUUACUAUAGAAGAUGUUAUUCUUCUUGCUGCUAG